Falco peregrinus (peregrine falcon) is the source of this 2176-nucleotide messenger RNA. RefSeq names its product alanine aminotransferase 2. Gene Ontology annotation, molecular function: L-alanine:2-oxoglutarate transaminase activity; pyridoxal phosphate binding. Lineage: Eukaryota; Metazoa; Chordata; Aves; Falconiformes; Falconidae. Gene Ontology annotation, biological process: biosynthetic process. The record is from RefSeq and is a predicted model, not a curated record. The coding region runs from base 473 to 1885 and encodes 470 amino acids. The transcript is spliced from 11 exons.
UGCCGGCCGUGAGGUGUGGGUGGAUCCGGCCGGUGUCCGUUGCCCUCGGUGCUGGUGCCCAUUGCCCCCGGUGCCCUUUGCCCCCGCUGCCGGUGUCCCCGGUGCCGGUGCCCAUUGCCCGUGGCGGUGUCCGGUGUCCCCGGUGCCCGUUGCCCCCGGUGCCAGUGUCCCGGUGCCGGUGGCCGUUGCCCGGGGCGGCGCCGGGGAGGUGCGGAUCCGGCCGGUGCCCGGUGCCGGUGCCCGUUGCCCCCGGUGCCGGUGCCCGGUGCUGGUGCCCGGUGCCCGGGGCGGGUGCCGGGGGGGCGGGCCCGGCCGCUGUCCAGUGCCGGUGGCCCCGGGGGGGCGAUGCGGGCUCUGAGGACGCUGCGGCCCCGCAGGCUCCCGGCCGGGCGGACCAUGGCGGCGGCGGCGGCGGCAGCGGCGGGUUCGGGCCCCGGGGGCGGCCCGCGGGCCGGUGCUGACCCCCGGCACCAUGAACCCGGCAGUGCGGCGGGUGGAGUACGCGGUGCGGGGGCCCAUCGUCACCCGCGCCCUGCAGCUGGAGCAGGACCUGCGGCAGGGUGUCCCCAAGCCCUUCACCGAGGUGAUCAAGGCGAACAUUGGUGAUGCGCACGCCAUGGGGCAGAAACCCAUCACCUUCCUCCGCCAGGUGACCGCCCUGUGCCUGUGCCCGGAGCUGCUCGCCGAGCCCUCCAUCCCCCAGGAUGCCAAGGGUCGCGCCCGCCGGCUGCUGGCAGCCUGUGCCGGGCAGAGCGCUGGUGCCUACAGUGCCAGCCCUGGUAUCGAGCUGGUGCGGCAGGACGUGGCGCGCUUCCUCCAGCGCCGUGAUGGUGUCCCCGCCAAGCCCCAGGACAUCUUCCUCUCCACCGGGGCCAGCGAUGCCAUCGUGAGCAUCCUGAAGCUGCUGGUGUCUGGCGAGGGGGGGUCCCGCACGGGGGUGCUGAUCCCCAUCCCGCAGUACCCCCUCUACUCGGCGGCCAUCGCCGAGCUCAGCGCCGUCCAGCUCAACUACUACCUGGACGAGGAGCACUGCUGGGCGCUGGAUGUGGCCGAGCUGCGGCGGGCACUGGCCGAGGGGCGUCAGCAUUGCUGCCCCCGCGUCCUCUGCAUCAUCAACCCCGGCAACCCCACUGGACAGGUACAGAGCCGGCAGUGCAUUGAGGACGUCAUCAAGUUUGCCUUUGAGGAGAAGCUCUUCCUCAUGGCUGAUGAGGUGUACCAGGACAACAUCUAUGCUGAGGGCUCGGCUUUCCACUCCUUCAAGAAGGUGCUGUUUGAGAUGGGGCCGCCCUACUCGGAGGUGGUGGAGCUGGCCUCCUUCCACUCUGUCUCAAAGGGCUUCAUGGGCGAGUGCGGGUUCCGCAGUGGGUACGUGGAGGUGGUGAACAUGGACCCUGACGUGCAGCAGCAGUUGGCCAAGCUGGUGUCAGUGCGGCUGUGCCCACCUGUGCCUGGGCAGAUCCUCCUGGAUACUGUCGUUGAUCCACCACAGCCUGGGGAUCCUUCAUAUGAGCUCUUUAUUGCUGAGAAGAAGGCGGUGCUCAGCGCCCUGGCGCACAAGGCCCGGCUUACCCAGGAGAUCUUCAACCAGGUGCCCGGCAUCCGCUGCAACCCUGUGCAGGGCGCCAUGUAUUCCUUCCCCCGCAUCGAGCUGCCGCCCCGUGCCCUGGCCGCCGCCAAGGCGCAGGGUCAGGCCCCUGACAUGUUCUUCUGCAUGAAGCUGCUGGAGGAGACGGGCAUCUGUGUGGUGCCGGGCAGCGGGUUUGGGCAGCGGGAAGGCACCUUCCACUUUCGGAUGACCAUCCUGCCACCCACUGAGAAGCUGCAGGUCCUGCUGGAGAAGCUCAGCAGCUUCUACACCAAGUUCGUCAAGGAGUACUCCUAACACCGGCACCCCCCCCAGCCCCGGCACCCCCCUGUGACCCCCUCAGCACCCACCACCCCACACUCCCCACCGGGCUCCACGUGCCAUGGGCCGGGACUCUGCCCUAGGUGGUCCCUGAAGUGCCUUCAACUUCUUCGUGCCUUUUUGUUGGGGGACACAAGGGCACCUCGUGUGCCAGGGCUGGUCGCCCUCCUGCUGCCCCUGUGUCCCCUGGGGGGGGAUGGUACGGGAGCAGUAGGCAGGGCCAGCUCUCCUCUCAGCAACCCCACUAAUAAAAGGGUAGUGACCAGC